Molecule: messenger RNA, 774 nt
Organism: Histoplasma capsulatum G186AR
Lineage: Eukaryota; Fungi; Ascomycota; Eurotiomycetes; Onygenales; Ajellomycetaceae
Product: phosducin family protein
Exons: 4
Coding region: 1-774 (257 amino acids)
Biological process (GO): protein folding
Cellular component (GO): cytoplasm
Source: RefSeq, a predicted model, not a curated record
AUGGAUAUGCCAGUUAAUGUUCCCGUUGAUAACCCUAAUGCCGACACGGAAUGGAAUGAUAUCCUCCGUAAACAUGGUAUAAUUCCUGAGAAACCCCCUUCUCCCACGCCGAUUAUAGAAGAAGCGCUCCUGGAAGCCGCACAACGAGAACAUGAAAAUCGACUCGAGAAUAAGACUUUAGAUGAGCUUGAUGCGCUAGAAGAUGAGGAAGAAGCCGAGUUCCUUGCAAAAUACCGGUUCGCAAACCCUCACGCCCACCGAAAAUGUUUUGAUCCAGACAUAGAGAUAGAUAGACAUAUUGGUCGCUUUGAAGAGAUGUCUCUCCUCCAAAAAACAAGUAUCCACAACCAAGUCUACCCUCUCCAGAAACCUGAUUACGCAAAAGAUGUCACAGAGGCAUCGUCGAAAUAUUUCGUUCUAGUCAACCUCACCUCCUCGAGCGUUAAUAACAUUGAGUCGCAACUUCUCACUGAGCUGUGGCGCCAGCUAGCGAUGAAAUACGGAGACAUAAAGUUCUGCGAGAUACGCGCAGAUAUGUGUAUAGAGGGCUAUCCAGACCGGAAUACCCCGACAAUACUUGCCUAUAAGGAUGGAGACAUCAAAAGGCAAUUAGUCACUCUUAAGGAACUUAGAGGGCCAAAAACUACCCUUGAAGAUCUUGAAAAGCUCCUUGUCUCUUUAGGAGCUAUCAAUGAAAAUGACAGCCGUUUGAGGCAGGAUCCCACUCCCAAACCAGCUGAUAGCGAUGACGAAUAUCUUGAUGAUUGGGAUUGA